AUGCAGGGUGUCGAGGAAGGCAUCUCACAGGUGGCCAGAAAGAGCCGUGACGCUCGCCAGCAUUUUGUAUGGAAUUUUCCCGUCGAGAUCACCUACAAGAGCUCCAACGUUUCGGGCUGGCCGCAGCUCGUCCUGGCCGUGUACGGCUUGGACGCCUUCGCCAACGAUGUCGUACGUGGUUACGGCGCUGUGCACGUGCCUCCCAUCGCCGGAACGCAUCGCAAGAGUGUCGAUUUAUUCGUGCCGGACUCGUCGUCGGUGAUGCACAAGAUGACCAGCUGGCUCACGGGACGACGACCCGAGUUCGUUGACCCGAAAGUAGUGGCCCGAGGAGAGGGUCGAGAAGUUACGAGAACGACAUCAAACGGGAAAGUGAGCGUGGCAUUCAACGUCGUCACCAAGGACAUGAAGAAGUUCGGCUACAACCUUGGAGGCACUACACCUACGCAAAACGUCAGUGUUGGCCUGCCGUUCUGGUAA
Messenger RNA from Rhipicephalus sanguineus (brown dog tick), 480 nucleotides. RefSeq names its product B9 domain-containing protein 1-like. Gene Ontology annotation, biological process: cilium assembly. The coding region runs from base 1 to 480 and encodes 159 amino acids. Gene Ontology annotation, cellular component: MKS complex. NCBI's taxonomy places the organism in Eukaryota, Metazoa, Arthropoda, Arachnida, Ixodida, Ixodidae. The transcript is spliced from 5 exons. The record is from RefSeq and is a predicted model, not a curated record.